Ipomoea triloba (trilobed morning glory) is the source of this 2116-nucleotide messenger RNA. Its product is annotated as adenylosuccinate lyase-like. Gene Ontology annotation, biological process: IMP biosynthetic process. The transcript has 11 exons. The record is from RefSeq and is a predicted model, not a curated record. Lineage: Eukaryota; Viridiplantae; Streptophyta; Magnoliopsida; Solanales; Convolvulaceae. Gene Ontology annotation, molecular function: N6-(1,2-dicarboxyethyl)AMP AMP-lyase (fumarate-forming) activity. The coding region runs from base 163 to 1791 and encodes 542 amino acids.
ACAAAUUUCCUAAUUCUACGCAGCCACUCCGCCACUCCCAGCCAGCCAUGACUCCAUGAGCGGAUGAGCCAAGUAGCCAACGCCUGAAGCAGUUAGCAUAAGGGUUAAGCAGCAGGGCGACGGGCACAAUAGGGGUGAAGGACAGAGUCCAGACCAGACGGGAUGGAGCUCGGAGCUUGCAUUAAACCCAACUUCGACCAAACGGCGACGUAUCUCCGGCAUCCUAUUAAUCUCCACCAUCCUCGCCACCGCAUCUCGUAUUCUUCUGUGUUCUACCGUAUUAACGCUGCUACGUCUAUGCGUUGCAGAGCAACUCCUAGAAUGCAAAGCAAUAACAGCUCAAUCGAAGCCGUCCAAGAGGUUAAAGCAAUGUCUGCUGAUUAUUCUCAUGAUACAGAGCUAUCAAGUUUAACAGCUUUAUGCCCAUUGGAUGGUCGCUAUUGGGAUAAAGUCAAAGACCUGGUUCCAUUCAUGAGCGAGUAUGGGCUAAUUCGCUUUCGAGUCUUGGUUGAGGUGAAGUGGUUGUUGAAGCUUUCACAAAUUCCUGAAAUCUCUGAGGUUCCUGAUUUCUCUCAAGGAGCAAAGUCUUAUCUGCAAGGCUUGAUUGAUGGGUUUAGCUGGAGUGAUGCCAUAGAAGUUAAGGAAAUUGAGAAAGUAACUAACCAUGAUGUUAAAGCUGUGGAGUACUUCCUAAAACAAAGAUGCCAAUCACAUGAAGAGAUAUCUAAGGUUCUUGAGUUUUUCCAUUUUGCUUGCACAUCUGAGGACAUCAACAAUCUAGCACAUGCAUUAAUGUUGAAAGAAGCUAUUAACAGUGUUAUAUUACCGGUCAUGGAUGAGAUUAUUACAGCGAUAACUAACCUGGCUACAAAGAAUGCUCAUGUGCCCAUGCUUUCUCGCACCCAUGGGCAGCCAGCUUCACCAACAACACUAGGCAAGGAAAUGGCUAUUUUUGCAUAUAGGUUAUAUACAGAGAGGCAGGAUAUUUCAAAAAUUGAGAUGCGAGGGAAGUUUGCUGGUGCAGUUGGAAACUACAAUGCACAUCUAGUUGCAUACCCUGAUAUAAACUGGCCACAGAUUGCAGAGGAGUUUGUAACAUCCCUUGGGUUAAGCUUCAAUCCUUAUGUCCCUCAGAUUGAAACCCAUGACUAUAUGGCCAAACUUUUUCAUUCUAUUAUCCAGUUCAACAACAUUUUAAUUGAUUUUAAUAGAGACAUCUGGGGAUACAUUUCCUUGCGAUUCUUCAAACAGAUAACCAAAGCUGGUGAAAUUGGAUCUUCAACAAUGCCUCACAAAGUGAAUCCGAUUGAUUUUGAGAACAGUGAAGGCAAUCUUGGAGUAGCUAAUGCAGGCCUAUCACAUCUGAGCACAAAGCUACCUAUUUCACGGUGGCAGAGGGAUUUGACAGAUUCUACUGUGCUGAGAAACAUGGGAGUAGGAUUGGGGCAUUCACUUCUUGCUUAUAGAAGUGCAUUAAGGGGAAUUGCAAAGCUUCAGGUCAAUGAAGCUGCUUUGGCAGAAGAUUUGAACCAAUCAUGGGAGGUUCUUGCUGAACCUAUACAAACGGUGAUGCGGAGAUAUAAUGUCCCAGAGCCUUAUGAGAAACUAAAGGAGCUAACCCGGGGGAGAACGGUCACCAAAGAAAGCAUUAGAGAGUUCAUUGAAGGUCUGGAAAUACCGGUAAAUGCAAAGACUGAUCUUUUGAACUUAACACCCCAUACAUAUAUUGGCGCCGCUGCUCAAUUGGCCAACAACAUAGAAAGCAUUACUCAUCUAGUGGAUAAGAGCUGAGGAUUUUCGAGGCAGUGUAUCAUUACUAACAAGAUAGGGCGAUUUGAGUGAUCAUAUCCUGUUUGAAAUAGACAGAGAGAGCAGAAAUGCACUAUUCUGUGUUUUUUGGAUGGUAAAAUUAGAAUAGUACAUUUAGAUUCAUCAUAAAAUACAGGGAGCAAAAUGCCCUGGUUGUCUUGGAAAGCUUAAUUUUUUUGAAUGAGGAUGGAACAUAAUCUUUUCCAAAAUUAGAAUGUCCUCCCUCAUUACACUUCUGUUGGAAAACUACAUACACGGUUGAAAUAUCAUUUUUCUGGUGGAAAUUUUAAAGUAAAAAUAUAUUUCA